This is a messenger RNA of Gigantopelta aegis, 2468 nucleotides long. Its product is annotated as ADP-ribosylarginine hydrolase Tri1-like. The record is from RefSeq and is a predicted model, not a curated record. Bases 97 to 1161 code for a protein of 354 amino acids. The transcript has 9 exons. NCBI's taxonomy places the organism in Eukaryota, Metazoa, Mollusca, Gastropoda, Neomphalida, Peltospiridae.
AGAACGUGACGUUUCUCGCUGGUAGACGGCUGUUUUGUACGAAGUCGUCAACAACCACUCGAGUGUUCUCAUCUGAUAACCGGAAACAUCUAAAACAUGGCGAUGAUGAAAAACUUCGAGACUGAAGACCGAAUCAAAGCAACUAUUUAUGGGAACUGUGUAGGUGAUACUAUUGGACUGCUUACUGAAUUCCUUAGCAAACGAGACGCUAAAAUUUACUACGGUAAGGUGUGGAAGAGUCUGGAGUUUGAGCACAAGUCUCUGUGUCCCGACAUGCACCGGACACGGUGGCAGGAAGGAGACUGGACAGACGAUUCGGACCAGAUGAUCCUCAUUCUGCAGUCACUGCUCAACAGUGAUGGCCAGAUUGUAAACACUGAUUUUGGAGAAAAACUUUUAUUUUGGAUGGACAAUGGUUUUCCAGAGCUAGGCGAUAAUGGUGGAAUGGGCAUUGGUGCGACAACAUAUAAUGUGUUGCAACAUAAGGACUACAGAACUGACCCACACAAGGCAGCUAGAGAAGUGUGGGAGGCCAGUGGUAAAACUAUUGCUCCUAAUGGUGCUGUGAUGAGGACGUCAAUUCUCGGAAUUCACCAGUACUGGAACACAGAUGCUGUUGUUGCUAACACUGUGAACAUCUGUAAAACAACACAUUAUGACCCAAGGUGUCAAGCUUCCUGUGUAGCCGUGGUAACGGCAAUUAGUUUGAUGUUAAAGAGAGGUGAGCGGCAUGUAAAAUGGAAGGGCACGUACAAAGUGAAAGAAAUCAUCGAGGACAGCUACGAAAUGGCUAGCAAAUGUUUGGAAACUGAGGAAGAGAAACAAGAACUAAGGAAGUAUAUGACAUGUGAGAAUCUUUCUGACCUUAAGCUAGAAGGAAGUAGGAAGAUUGGUUACACAUACAAAUGUUUGGGGUCAGGCUUUUGGGCCUUGAAGCAGAAGGAUUUCAGGAAAGCCACCCAGUGUCUUGUUAUGGAGGCUGGUGAUGCAGACACAAACUGUGCAGUAGCUGGGGCCCUGUUGGGGUGUAAACUUGGCCUGGCUGCGUUACCUAAGACCUGGGUGUGGAAACUGAAACAUCGUGCUUGGCUUGAUAAGAAGAUCAACAGGUUUCUAAAUCUACAGACAGAAAUGAGAGAGAAAAGUCUGAAGUCUGAUUAGUGUGUUAAGUGAUUGGUAAAUGUAGAAGUAAAAACCCCAACUACAAGUACUUAUCAAGUGACUGGUGGAAGUAAAAAGUAUAUAUUUUGUAAAACAAACAGACCUAUGUAAUUUAUAAAGUGACCAGUGGAAGUAAAUACUAGAAUGGUGGAAGAAAAGCAUAGCUUCUGUGUAAGUUGUAAAGUGACUGAUGGGAAUUAAACGAUCUUCUGUGCAAUUUGUCCUUUGGUAUACCAGUUGUGGUGCACUGGCUGUAGCGAGAAAUAGUCCAAUGGGCCCACUGACGGGGAUCGAUCCCAGAUCGACCGCGCAUCAAGCGAAUGCUACGUCCCGCCCCUCCAUGCACAAAGAUGUCCAUUGUUCUUGUAAAGGUCCACAUUUUCUAGGAAAUCAUGAUCUUUGAGAUUUGCCAUUCCCUUUUAGUCUGUUCCAUUAUGGCAUUUUCAAGUUUCCUGUUUAUGGUUUUCCAAGUCAUUGGUUUAUUGUGUUACUACUUUUCUUUCAGAUUCUCUUCAGAGAUUAUUUUUGUCUUUUACAUUAUACUUUUUUUUACCUCUAGUGGAUAUCUAUCUAAAUCGGUUGUGCAUCAGAACACUUACAUGUAUACUAACCUAUAGUCUGCAGGUGCAUCCAUCCCCCCCCCCCCCCCAAUCCAGUGUUUAUCAGAGGAAUACAAUGAAUGCAUUGCAUUUAGUUUUAGUGGUGUACAUCUAUGAUCUAAUUUCUUGAUGGUCUUUGUCAGAUUUCUGAAGACUGACAUGAAAGUGGGCUAUGAAAAAAAAAGCGGAACUUUUAAAAUAUUGAUUUGGUACUGAUAUUAAUCCUAGGAUUAGGGUUGUCAUAUAUACUAGUAGAAUGGAUAUGAUGCAUGUCAGUCUAUGAUGGGUCGUAUUAUGGUAUGGCGUUGUCCGUCCAUCUGUCCAUCCAUAUCUUGCAUACAGAUGCAUACAGGUCCAUCAAACCUCACAUGUAGGAACACCUUGGGAUGGCAGUUUGUCGUGUAUUAUUACUAGGUCAUUAUGAUCCACUUUUCAUGGUCUACUGCACAUAACAAUAAAUCCUUGUCCAGACCAUAUCUUGCAUACAUAUACAUACGUAAUUAACAUGCACAGACUUUUGUGCCAUGCAGACUAAUGUGACAUGUACAUCUCCAAUACCCAGACUAGCCACUUUAAAAUAAAAAGUAAAAUUACCCUCUCACUUUCCAGCUGCAAUUAAUUUUGCUAUGUGUAAAAUAGACAGACUACAGCAAAUUAACAUAUCUGGUUAUUUGUGUGAGAUGGGUACAGAAUAAAUUAUUAAAGUGA